AUGUACAGCAACCGCCGCUGGUCGCCUUCCUCUGCGGGUCAUGGCUUUCCAGCGUGUGGGAGGCCCCAGGAGCAGUGCGAAGGCCCGUUCGAGAGCUGGCUGCGCGCGAGGGGCAUCGAGCUGGAGCCUCUGAGGAGGGAGAACCCUCGGUUGGAACGCCUCUUUCGGUCGGACUUCGACACGCUGAGAGCUUUGAAGAUGCGAACGAAGAGAGUAGCCACGCAACCUUCGACAAACGGGUCCGACAGUGAAGAGGAGGGGGAAAUUAGAGAAGAAGAGGAGGUGGUGGGGCCGCUGAUCCAGUGUCCUCAAUGUGCGUUGAGGGGCGAGGAGGAGGAAGUUGAAGCUGAGGAGCCGACGUACGGAGGCAUCCGCAGUCGCAGCGAGUUGCUGGCGACCAGGGUGCUGCCAGCCGACGAGUUCCGGAAGAUGGUGGAGCGGCAUGGCCCCAAUGGCUACAUGGUUCCCAGUGAUAGGUUGCCGCCGAUCCCCAUUGUGUUGAGGGACGACGAAUCGAUUGGGAAGUACGAGGCUGUGUUCCAGAAGUGGCUUCGCUUCAAGAAUGUGACGCUGGAGAUGCUGAAGGACGACCCGGAGGAGGAGCGGCGCUAUCGGCAGUGCUACGCAUACACUCGCCUUCGCAAGCAGAAUUGGAAGGACUCGGCAAAAUACGGACGGCGUCCACAAAGUAGAGGUCGAAGUCCGCCCCGGAUCUACAACGACAGCCCAGAUUGGGACAGGAAGAGAAGUAUUCCAGCCCCAAUAGCUACAAGAAGUACGGAGCCGACAAGUACGAGAAGCGUCCUCGACAGAGCUGUUAUCGUGAAAGUGACUACUCGAUUUCGCCUGCGGUUUCUGGAGAUGCUCGUCACGGUGAUAUCAAGUGUGGAUCGCUUCUUCGAGGAGAUCGGACAAGAGGUGGUGCAUUUGUACGCAGGCGACUCAACUCUUGUAAAGGAUUUCGUUUACACCCGGUCUGCAGUGGUGACCGGUCCACGAGAGUAUCCCGCUGAAAAGUGCAAUGGCCCCGAGCUGCCUCUUGCUGGAACGGAUGGAGCUGCUGACUUUCACACUGUUGCCAAGGCUUCGUGCACUCACGAGUUGCCAGAUAAGUGCUCUCGGAUCCGGAAUUGUGCGGACAUUGUAGACAUCGCGUCCAGGACCAUCGCUGAAACAGAGCAGCUUCAGAGAGAUCCCCUAAAGCAGCGACUUCGCGACAACUACCUUCGACUCACUGACCAAAUCACCGUGAAUGAAAUGGCGAUGGACGACUUACUGGCCUACGUCAAGAAAAUCGAGGUGAGCGACGCGGAGGAAGCGUCGUACAACCUCAGUCAAAUUGAAGAGGCAGCUGCGUCAAUUAGCGAGGUGAAGAAGGACCGUGACACAGCUCUUGCCGUUGUGGUGGCUCACGAACGGAUGGAAAAGGAGCCCGUAUUGGACAAGCUUCUUCGACCCUUCGUUGAUGAGACGGUGCCUGACCCGGACGCCCACAGGAGGUUGGCGUUGAUGUACAACGAGCUCAAGCGGAAGGAAGACGGGUUGGAGACGUUGCAAGCGAAACUAAUAGUCAUGCUAAAGGAGUUUUCCAGUGCCCACGAGACUCAGGCCGAACAACUCCAUCGGUUAGCGCACACGGUUUCAGCGGAGUUGAGCUCCCGGUCUCAAUUGGAGAACCAGUGCCAAACACUGAGCCUCAACCUGCUUCGAAGAAGCAAUUGCUCACCAUGUAGCGAUCCGAAACGUGAAGAUUCCCAAGCAUUAGCAGCCUAG
Molecule: messenger RNA, 1773 nt
Organism: Phytophthora sojae
Lineage: Eukaryota; Oomycota; Peronosporomycetes; Peronosporales; Peronosporaceae
Exons: 2
Coding region: 1-1773 (590 amino acids)
Source: RefSeq, a predicted model, not a curated record